Lagopus leucura (white-tailed ptarmigan) is the source of this 985-nucleotide messenger RNA. RefSeq names its product peptidylprolyl isomerase like 6 (gene PPIL6). The transcript has 8 exons. The record is from RefSeq and is a predicted model, not a curated record. Gene Ontology annotation, biological process: protein peptidyl-prolyl isomerization. The coding region runs from base 1 to 885 and encodes 294 amino acids. Lineage: Eukaryota; Metazoa; Chordata; Aves; Galliformes; Phasianidae. Gene Ontology annotation, molecular function: peptidyl-prolyl cis-trans isomerase activity.
AUGGAUGGUGAGUGGCUGCCCUUGGUGGUGGAGGUGACCGGCUUGCUCCAGGACCCAGCUUUCCACGUAGCCAAGUGCACAGCAGAGGCGCUGAAGCUGAAGUUUCCAAGCAAGUUUGCAGAUCCUGUAGUACAUCCUUUAUUAGAAUUUGCAUGGAAUGAAUAUUUACAGAAGAAAAAGAAGGAGCUGAGAGGCGAGGUGUGGGGAUAUGCCUCCUGUGUGAUGUGCUUUGUUAAUGGAAGGCUGCUGGGCGAUGAGAAGGAGUUGCUCAAGUGGGCCUACUGCAAAUGGGGCUACCGCGAUUUUAAGCCUGAGGCCCUUUACCAAGCAAUCACGGAGGAUUUCUACACCAAACACCUGAAGAGCAGCCAGCACAUGUUUGUGUAUUUGGACAUAACCAUUGAGGAGCAGCCCAUUGGGACACUUCUGUUUGAGCUCUUUUCUGAUGUAUGCCCCAAAACCUGUGAGAAUUUCCGUGUUCUGUGCGAAGGAGGAGUGAUGUCUGCCAGCAGUGGUCAAGAGCUCACUUACAAAAAUUCCUGUUUUCAUCGGUUUGUAAAACCCGUGUGGAUCCAAGGAGGAGACAUAACUGGGAAAGGAGAUGGAGGAGAGUCAAUUUAUGGUCCCACAUUUGAAGAUGAAAACUUUGCCAUCCCUCACAAGGGAAGAGGAGUCCUUGGGAUGGCUAACAAGGGCCGCCACAGCAAUGGCUCCCAGUUCUACAUCACGCUCCAGCCAGUUCCCUACCUGGACAAAAAAUGUGUGGCUUUUGGGCAACUGAUUGAGGGCACAGAGGUUCUCCAGCAACUGGAAACUGUACCAACGUAUAAUGAAAGGCCCAGAGUGGCCUGCAAAGUUACGAAGUGUGGGACUUUCCAGCCAUGAUCACCAACUGGUUUGCAGCAAGGUAGAGCACUGAUUUCUGCUCAGCUUUUUACAGACCUCAACGGCUUUCAUGUAAGAUAAAAUAAACACUUCUCGCAAA